Salvia hispanica is the source of this 1113-nucleotide messenger RNA. Its product is annotated as peroxidase 43-like. Gene Ontology annotation, biological process: response to oxidative stress; hydrogen peroxide catabolic process. Lineage: Eukaryota; Viridiplantae; Streptophyta; Magnoliopsida; Lamiales; Lamiaceae. The record is from RefSeq and is a predicted model, not a curated record. Gene Ontology annotation, molecular function: peroxidase activity; heme binding.
UCUUCCCUGAAUUUUUUUGAAAGAAUGAAUUUACAGAAUAUAUGUUUGUUGUUUCUUGUGCUCCUUUUGUUAUUCAUCAAUAUCACACAAGGGCAGCUUGAAAUCGGAUUCUACUCCCAAACAUGCCCUGAUGCGGAGUCCAUCGUCAAAUCUGUUGUGAGUGAAGCUACUCUCGAGGAUCCAACAAUGCCCCCUGCUCUUCUACGACUCCAUUUCCACGACUGCUUUGUCGAGGGUUGUGAUGGUUCAAUCCUGAUUGAGGACGGAGCUGACUCAGAGAGGAGAGCGUUUGGACACGAAGGCUUAAGAGGUUUUGAACAGAUUGAGAAAGCGAAACAGGAGAUUGAAACUCAGUGUCCCGGGGUUGUGUCGUGCGCCGACAUCGUCGCCAUGGCCGCUAGAGAUGCUGUGGCUCUGGCUAGAGGGCCAAAUUAUGCAGUUGAAACCGGAAGAAGAGAUGGAAAAGUUUCAUCCCUAAAGCUUGCUAGUGAUAUGCCUGAUGUUAAUGACUCAAUUGAAACCCUCAAGUCCAAGUUUAAAAAUAAGGGUCUUUCAAAUCAAGAACUUGUUAUCCUCAGCGGAGCACAUACCAUUGGGACGGCUGCAUGUUUCUUUAUGCCGAAGAGACUAUAUGAGUUUAAUGAGACAAAUGAUUCGGAUCCUCAGAUUAGUCCUAGAUUUUUACCGGAGUUGAGACGGAUGUGCCCGAAGAAUGGAGAUAUUAAUGCUAGAAUCUCUAUGGAUCUAGUGACUAAGGACAAAUUCGACGAUCAAAUUAUGCGGAAUAUCAAGAAGGGGUUUGCAGUGUUAGCAUCGGAUGCUAGACUAUACGAUGAUCGUUUGACCAAACAGGUGGUGGAUUUGUAUGCCGAAGGCUCGCAAUUUGCACAAGAUUUUGCUAGGGCGAUGGUGAGAAUGGGUCGGAUUGGCGUGAAGUUGGGAUCAAAUGGGCAUAUUAGACGAAUUUGUAGUGCAUUUAAUUGAGACAUUUGUUGUGAGUUUUGGACGACAAUAAUGCAUAUCACAUUGUAAUUGUAAUCUAAUACUGCUAAAAGAGUUAUGAAUCCCAUGUAUAGUUGGGCUCUAAAAAGUUCAUUUUUUUUUAUGCAUGUA